CCCUACACCAGCAGGCUGUGCAUUAUGUCUAUUGAUUUUGACAGCGCUGCUCUUCAAACUCAACAGGAUGAGGAUGAAUACGACCAAGAGGACUAUGCAAGAGAGCAAGAGCUGCACAAGCUGCUCACAGACCUGCCUGAUGACAUGCUGGAGGAUAGCAUAGACUGCUCCUCCCCGGAGGUGGAGUACUCUCACUGCAGCAAUAAAAACACUGGCAACAGCCCACAGUCCAAAUGGACUCAGCAAUGGUCUGACCAUCCAAGUCCAAACUCUCAUGACCAGAACUAUGAAGUUGACUAUAAUCAAGGCUCCCAUGAAUACGCUUAUGAGGAUGGUGAAGUUCAACUCAAUGGACAUCAGUGUCAUCCUCAAGCUCAACCUCUUCCUCACCCCUGGAACCCGCAGUCACAGGAUCACCAGUUCACCCAAGGUUAUACACACAGCACAGGAACAGAAAACUCCACAGAAAGCAAUGAUUUCUCCACAGAUGAAACAUCUAACCCUCGAGGUACUAAUGACCCCAUGGAAUAUAACGGAGAAGGAGGGCGCAGGGACAACCACAUUUACGGGGAACACAACAACGCCAGAAAUCAUUUUCAACAUCAUAAUUUGAAGUCUGGAGCAGCGGACAGAGGUGCAGAUCAGCACAAGGCCACCUACAAUCCUCACCAUCCUGCCCAUCAGCCAAAGAUGUUUAAUUCACAGGCCACACACCAAGAACAUCAAUUUGACCAUCUUCAGAGAGAGUUCCUUGACUCGACACAACAAACUGCUGACAGGGAGCAGCUCGCCCAGCUGCAGAUUUUAAACAAUGCUCAUCAAAGGCAAAUUGUAGACUUGGAGCAAAAACUAGAGGAUUCAAGGCGUAAUAUGAGAUAUCUCGAGCAUCAGUUUGCCAUCGUCAAAGAUGAAAAGGACGGUCUAGCGGUGAGUCUUAAGGAAUCAAGUCGACUGCUUGAAGAGGCCAAAGAGCGAGAGGUUCAGAUGCACAAUAAAUUUAAGACAAUGGAGCAGCAAGUAAAGGCACUGAAUGAGAGAGACCAGGAGAACACGAAGAAGCAGAGGGUGGCAGAGGCUGCAGUAGACAGCAUGAAGCAGCAGAUGUUGGAGCUUUGUCGCUCCGACACCCUGUCCAGAGCUCGGGAGCAGCAUGAUCGAGACCUCUCUGUUAUUAAGGAGCAACAUGAGGUUGCACUGUUGACCAUAGAGCAGAAGCUUGACUCUACCUCUCACGCUCUGAGUGAACAGGUUGCUCUGAGUCAGAGGUUACGAGAGCAGGUGAAGCAGCUGGAGCGCCAAAGAGAAGAAGAGCAACUGGAGAGAGCCAGAGUGGUUAAUGCCCUCACUCAACGUCUGGAGGAGAGUCAGAAACAGUGUGCCCAGCUGCUGCAGACAAGUUCAGUGCAGGAGACGAGUCAAUUACAAAUCAAACUACAGCAUGCUCAAUCAGCCAAGGCUCUGAGUGAAAACAUGAACAAAGCGUUACAGGAGGAUCUGACCGAUUUGAAGGAGCAGAUUACUCUGUAUGAGUCUGCUGUUAAACAUGGUGUUAUUGCAUUAGACCUGAAUGGUGACUGGGAGAACCAACUGUCUGAAUCCUGUAUGGAUUUAGGAUUAAAGAAAACCAACUGGAAAAAUGGCACUCUUCACAGUACUGUCCUGGCUAACCUGUCAGACUCUAAGCUGCCCAAGGAUGAGGCUUUGCGGCUGCUGCGAGUGGAGAUGCAGCGCUGCCUGGGCAGUUUGAAGGGGAAGCGGCAGAAGAUCAGCCAUCUGCAGGAGGAGCUCCAGCACUGUCAAGCCAGAGUAAACGAGCAGCAGACCCAGUUAGAUGAAGCCAAGCUCAGCUCUUUGGUCAGAGACACCAGCCCGAAUAAACAUCUAGACAUGACUGGAGAGCCUAAGAAAGAGUUAAUGAGACUACAGGAAGACAAACGACACUUGCAGGAACAAGUGGAGGUGCUAGAAAAUAAGAUUAAGGAACUGAAGCUGAGUGAGGAGAAGGUGAGAUCUGCCAACCUUGAGCUGUGCACCAAGAUGAGGGAGAUGAUCCAGGACAUGGACCAAGAGAAGCAGGAGGCUGCGGAGCGAUCUGAGCGGAUCAAUCGGCAGUAUAGGGACGACGUGGUGAACAGAGUCAGAACAGAGCUUAUGCUGGAGAAUGCUACUCAGGUUGAACAUCUGACCGAACAACACCAGCAGCAGCUCCAACAACUGCAGACCCAGCUGUCUGAGGCCAAUGAUAAAAUGUUGGCAGUUCAAGAGUGUUACAUAUCUAUCUGCAAGGAAAAGGACCUGCUGGAAGAAAGAAUACGAGACGGGGAAAAGGAGGAGGCUUUGAUGAGAGAAAAUGAGCAAAAGAUGAGAGAGGAGAGCGGUACAAGUGUGGAGAAACUGAGAGAUGAGCUUGAGGCUCAGCAUAAGGCCUCAAUAAACCAGCUGAAAGCUCUGUGGUCCAAAGAGAAAGAGACUGAGAUCCAGCAGCAGGUGAACUCUCAUGUAGCCUCAGCCAUGGCCACUUGGAAGGAGGAACUGCAGGAGAUGGAGAGGACCUGGGCCCAGAGGCUGGAGGAGGCUAGAAGGGAGAAACACAGACAGGCUGCUGAGGGAAGCUGUCAGGCAGAUGAGACUGAGGCCAUCAGUGUGACAAUUACUGUUGAGGAGUUGGACUCCAGGCUCAGCGCCCAGAAACUGCAGCUGCAACUGGAAGCUGACAAAGUCAAACAUAAAGCUGUGGAGGAAGCCAGGAAACAAGCCCAGAGAGAACUUCACGAGAAACACCUGGAGGACAUGGCCAGACAGGUUGAAGGUGCAGUGACCAGAGCCUAUAAUCGCUGGAUUGAAGAUUUGACUUCGUUACCAGAAUAUCAAGCUGGUCUCCAAACAGAGAAGGAAAAAUGGGAAGAACAACAGGAUCAACACACAGAACAACGGGUAACACGGGCCCUGAGGGAGGCAGAGGAGCAGUGGCUUAAGCGGCAGAGGAACCAGCUGGAGGAGCAGACCCCUGGAACGCAGAGAGUGGAGGAGCUCCAAGAGGAGGUGGCAACUCUCCAGAGCCAGCUGGAGCAAGUGAGGAGAGAGCAAGGUGCCCUGCUGAAGGCUGAGCUGGCCGGAGCUAGAGCAGCCUGGAAACGAGACAAACAACAGGAGAUCUCCGGCAUCCAAGUUCGCAGUGAGCAGGUGUACCAAACCAAGCUGCAGGAGCAGCACAAGAAGCUGGAGCAGGCUCUGCAGGAGGCUCGAGAGGAUGCCGACCUCCAGAAGAAGGAGCUGCUACUGCAGAUGGAGGCCAAGCUACAACAGACUCUGAGGGCCAGGGAGGAGGAGUGGAGAAGUCAGGCAGAGAUGGAGCAGGCCCAGACGCAGCAGAUGAGAGGUGAUUUACUCACAGAGCUUCAGACUGCGCUGGCCGAAGUCCAGGGACAACUUCUCAGGGAUCCCAAAACAGAUCAGCGGGGUGCUGAAGAAACCAGGAGGACCAGCGGGGCGACGUCAGAGGGCUCAAUAACACACAUCAUCCAAAGUUCCUGCAAAGACAUAGUCAACAGAGCAGUAUCCCAGGCCAAGAAGGAGUGGAAGAGAAUAAGUGAGGAGAGGUUGAGCCGUGUAUUAACAGAGACACAGGAACAGCACGAAAAAGAAAUCGACGAAAUGCAAAGCUCCUUGGCCCAGAGGAGAGAGCAGGCUCGUUGCAGGAAGGAGUGUGUUGAGACUGUGAGUAAGUUGCAGAAGAAGAACCAGGAGCUCCAGAGACACUUAGAGAAAGCAUGUCGUCAACUCCAGCACAGUGUUCGAGAGCACAAAAUUGCUAUACAGCGUCUCAAAGAUGAACAUGAACGUAGCUUACAAAAGGCAAAGGAGGAACAUCUCAAGCAGCUGGAGGAAGUGAAGAAAGCCAAAGAAACCUCAGGGACUUCUGAUCAACUUUCUGACCAACAAAAUCUUCAGCAAGGCCUCGAGGAGAUGAAGCAGCAAUACAUGACGACUGUAGAAAAGAUCAGAGGAGACAUGCUUCGUUACCUCCAGGAGAGUCGGGACAGAGCGGCAGAGAUGAUCCGCGUGGAGGUGCAGAGGGAGAGGCAGGACACUGCCAGAAAGAUGAGGCGCUAUUACCUGACCUGUCUGCAGGAGUUACUGGAGGACGGAGGAAAGACGACAGGGGCUGAAAAGAAAAUAAUGAAUGCUGCAAGCAAGCUGGCAGCCAUGGCUAAAGUGCUCGAGACGCCUUUCAAAAGUAAAUCUGGAAAGAACUACAGUUUACCGAGUCAUCCGACAGCUGUGCCCACCACUGGCUGCCCUCCAGGUUUCAGUAUUACCCCGUCGACACUGACUGAGCCCCUCGACAUCAGGCCAGAGGAGAGGUCCCACAGGGGAAAGACUUCUGCUAAUCCAGAGCAGAAAGUAACCACUACAGCGAGGACUAAACCUUUGAGCCACCAGGACAUUUCUGCAUCCAGGAAGGAGGAGGCCUCAGCGGAUGCAGGGAUUAACCUCCAGGCGGCAGGCUUCACGCAACUCCCCCCUCACAAACCUUCUCAACAGAUGGCCCCUCCGUCCCAGGUGGAUUUUGUCUGUGUGUCCACGAGGAGUAAGAGCAGGGAGCCGUACCUGCAGGGAAGUGAACGUGUCAAAGCAGACAGUCGCCUCAACUCAGAGCGACAGAGCAGAGAGCCUCCCGUCCGAGAUGAGAAACGGACAGACUGGAGCAUGACCAGCAGCGACUCGGACACUGGCUUCCAAGUCCCCAGACUGUCCUACUCAGGAAGGAAAGUAGAACCGGUGAGGCCGUUUUCUGUGUCUACUGAGACGGCUGCUGACUUCAGAGAGUUUGGUAGCUUCACCCCAGACGAGUCUGACCUGACAGUUUAUAACGAGAUCGCUAAAAAGACACCUCACACCCAAACCUCGAACCAUCCCAAAGCGAAGAUGAGCACACACAGACAGCCCACUCCCGGUUCUGAGGGUGGGACGCAGCACGGUGUCGUCUCCAGGCCUGUGUUCUCCGAGCUGAGACAGUGUCAGCAGGACAGCGGCUUUGACAGUCCUUUCUACCAUCAGAAAUGACAAAGUGAAGCAGGGAGAUUAGUUUAAAACUUACGUGAAGAUUUAAAGUUUACCAAAUGGUG
This is a messenger RNA of Scomber japonicus (chub mackerel), 5129 nucleotides long. RefSeq names its product centrosomal protein 152 (gene cep152). Lineage: Eukaryota; Metazoa; Chordata; Actinopteri; Scombriformes; Scombridae. The transcript is spliced from 27 exons. Gene Ontology annotation, cellular component: centrosome. Gene Ontology annotation, biological process: centriole replication. The coding region runs from base 25 to 5067 and encodes 1680 amino acids. The record is from RefSeq and is a predicted model, not a curated record.